Molecule: messenger RNA, 1218 nt
Organism: Zymoseptoria tritici IPO323
Lineage: Eukaryota; Fungi; Ascomycota; Dothideomycetes; Mycosphaerellales; Mycosphaerellaceae
Exons: 2
Coding region: 49-1218 (389 amino acids)
Molecular function (GO): S-methyl-5-thioribose-1-phosphate isomerase activity
Source: RefSeq, a predicted model, not a curated record
GGUGUCAGCGUAUACACAUCGGACUGAAAAGGCCACAACACCGUCAAGAUGGUUCUCGAAGCAAUCCGCUACCAGCCCGGGAGUCUCCAAAUCCUCAACCAGCUCAAACUACCCCAUCAAGAAGAAUACGACCACAUCAGAUCCGCCGAAGAUGGCUGGCAUGCCAUCAAAGACAUGCGAACGCGAGGAGCGCCGGCGAUUGCGAUAGUAGCAGCUCUGGCUCUUGCCGUUGAGCUGCAGAGUACAACAACUUCAGACCACGCCGAGGAAGUUGCGGCUUUUAUUCUGGAGAAGUUGGACUACCUUGUCACGAGCAGGCCUACAGCUGUCAAUCUUGCGGACGCCGCUGGGAAGCUGAAGAAAAUUGUUGACACCGCAUCGAACGCUGAGGGGGCGGAUGGAGCUUCGGUGAAGAAGGCUUAUUGUGACGCGGCGGCCGAGAUGUUGGUCGCGGACGUCGCUGAUAAUCGGGGAAUUGGCAAGCAUGGUGCAGAGUGGAUCACGAAGAGUGCAGGUGGUGGAAAAGUCAGUGUUGUGACGCAUUGCAAUACUGGAUCUCUCGCAACGGCUGGAUAUGGCACUGCUCUUGGCGUGAUCCGUUCUUUGCAUGCCAACGGAUCCCUUCAACAUGCCUUCUGUACCGAGACCCGUCCGUACAAUCAAGGCUCCCGGCUCACAGCUUUCGAGCUCGUCCAUGACAAAAUUCCAGCGACCCUCAUCACAGACUCCAUGGCUUCCGCUCUACUCCGCCUGCGUGGACCAUCCGAACGAAUUGCAGCGAUCGUAGUCGGAGCAGAUCGAGUUGCUGCCAAUGGCGACACAGCCAACAAAAUUGGAACUUAUCAGCUCGCCAUCACAGCGAGGUACCAUGGAGUCAAAUUCCUUGUUGCUGCUCCGAGAACGACCAUCGACCUCGCCACCAAGUCUGGGAAUGACAUCGUGAUUGAGGAGAGGCCAGGCAAGGAGAUGACGAUGAUCAAAGGUCCAAGAUCUGAUGGUGUGGAUUUGGAUCUCUCUCGGGUGGAAACUGUGAGCAUUGCUGCGGCCGGUAUUGAUGUGUGGAAUCCAAGCUUCGAUGUGACGCCGGCGGAGCUGAUUGAUGGCAUUGUGACGGAACGAGGUGUCGUGGAGAAGGGAGCGGAUGGCAAGUUUGACUUGGCUUCGGUGAUGAAUGCAGGGAAUGACGGCGUAAAGCCAAGCACUGUUGGCGGGCUGUAA